Messenger RNA from Parathielavia appendiculata, 1179 nucleotides. Its product is annotated as guanine nucleotide binding protein, alpha subunit. NCBI's taxonomy places the organism in Eukaryota, Fungi, Ascomycota, Sordariomycetes, Sordariales, Chaetomiaceae. Gene Ontology annotation, biological process: adenylate cyclase-activating G protein-coupled receptor signaling pathway. The record is from RefSeq and is a predicted model, not a curated record. The transcript has 6 exons. Bases 1 to 1068 code for a protein of 355 amino acids. Gene Ontology annotation, cellular component: heterotrimeric G-protein complex. Gene Ontology annotation, molecular function: GTPase activity; G-protein beta/gamma-subunit complex binding; G protein-coupled receptor binding.
AUGGGGACGUGCAUGAGUACUGGAGGGGCCGAGUCGGACUCGAGGAAACGGAGCAACAAGAUUGACAAGGAGCUGGAGGAGGACUCCAAAAAGCUACGGAAAGAAUGCAAGAUCCUGCUGCUGGGCUCCGGCGAGAGCGGGAAGUCGACAAUCGUGAAGCAGAUGAAGAUCAUCCACCUCAAAGGCUAUUCGCAGGACGAACUCGCCAGCUACCGCCCGACUGUCUACAAGAACCUUUUGGAGUGUGCCAAGGCGCUCUGCAGCGCCAUGCGCCAGUUCGACAUCGAGCCGGUCAUAUUCGAGAACCGGGCACACUGCGACUUUCUGCUCGACUACUCACUGGAUACGAAUCCGCAAGCGAGGAUUGAUCCUAAAGUGGGUGUCGCCGUCGAGUCGGUAUGGAACGACCCGGCAAAGGAACAGCUGAUGGAGAGACAAACCGAGUUCUACCUGAUGGACUCGGCCGAAUACUUCUUCCAAGAGGCCAGCCGUAUCGUAUCACCCACCUAUCUUCCCACCGAGACGGACGUGUUACGGGCUAGAACCAAGACGACUGGUAUCUACGAGACGAGGUUCAAGAUGGGACAGCUGAGCAUUCACAUGUUUGACGUGGGCGGGCAAAGAAGCGAGCGGAAGAAGUGGAUCCACUGCUUCGAGAACGUCACAUCGAUCAUCUUCUGUGUGGCGUUGAGCGAGUACGACCAGGUAUUGCUCGAAGAGAGCAGUCAGAACCGCAUGAUGGAGAGUCUGCUGUUGUUCGAUUCGGUUGUCAACUCGAGGUGGUUCGUUAGGACGAGCAUCAUCCUGUUCCUCAACAAGGUCGACAUCUUCAAGCAGAAGCUUGGGCGGUCGCCGUUGGGCAAUUACUUCCCAGAUUACUCAGGCGGGAACGACGUCAACAAGGCGGCCAAGUACCUACUCUGGAGGUUCAAUCAGGUCAACCGAGCCCAUCUUAACCUUUAUCCACAUUUGACCCAAGCCACCGACACCUCCAACAUCCGAUUGGUGUUCGCCGCAGUCAAAGAGACGAUCCUGAACAACGCCCUCAAGGACUCGGGCAUUCUCUGAUAACCGGACAACUUCUUCGGCUCAUUUACCGAUAUCCCACUCGAUUUGGAAACUCCACGUUUUCCGAUAUUCUCUCAGGCCCUGCUGCACAACCGAUCUCCGAAAGCUGGC